This is a messenger RNA of Fukomys damarensis (Damara mole-rat), 2537 nucleotides long. RefSeq names its product zinc finger protein 189 (gene Znf189). The coding region runs from base 315 to 2192 and encodes 625 amino acids. The record is from RefSeq and is a predicted model, not a curated record. Gene Ontology annotation, molecular function: DNA-binding transcription factor activity, RNA polymerase II-specific; RNA polymerase II cis-regulatory region sequence-specific DNA binding. Gene Ontology annotation, biological process: regulation of transcription by RNA polymerase II. The transcript has 3 exons. NCBI's taxonomy places the organism in Eukaryota, Metazoa, Chordata, Mammalia, Rodentia, Bathyergidae.
ACGCCUUCUGGUCCAGGGGCGGGCGGUCCUAGAGCUGUUUGGCUGUAAGGAGGAGGCACUGGUAACCCGGAGGAGACUCUAGCUAGGCCUCCCUGAAAGAGUUCGCUACCCGGCAGGGGAGAGGGGCUGAGGGCUGAGGGCUGGGAUGCAGUCUGGGAGCGGGUCUGAUAUGCUGCUAGGAACGUGACCGCCGUGGGACCGGGGCAGGACCUGGCUGGAAGCCUCAUCUGCGUGGGGCCCGAUUUCCAGCAGCCAGCUAGGCCUCACAAGAAAGGCUUCCUUUCCGUGAGGCGCACCAGUUCUCAAGCCGGGAGAUGGCCUCCGCGAGUUCCCCGCUGGAGCCCAAGGGGUUGCUGACAUUUGAGGAUGUGGCUGUGUUUUUUACCCAGGAGGAGUGGGAUUAUCUGGACCCAGCUCAGAGAAGUCUCUAUAAAGAUGUCAUGAUGGAGAAUUAUGGCAACUUGGUCUCAUUGGAUGUUAUGAACAGAGAUAAGGAGGAAGAACCAACUGUGAAACAAGAAAUUGAAGAACUUGAAGAAGAAGUGGAACCACAGGGUGUUAUAGUUACAAGAAUCAAAAGUGAAAUUGACCAGGAUCCCAUGGGUAGAGAAACCUUUGAACUUGUUGGUAGGUUAGAUAAACAGAGAGGUAUCUUCUUGUGGGAAAUACCACGGGAAUCUUUGACCCAGGAACAGAAAAUGUUCAGAGGAAACACUAACAUCCGGAAGAGAGCAAACACAGAAGAGAAAUGCCAUAAAUGUGAAGAAUGUGGAAAGUGUUUUGUUCGUAAAGCCCAUUUUGUUCAACAUCAAAGGGUUCAUACUGGUGAGAAGCCUUUUCAGUGUAAUGAAUGUGGGAAAAGCUUUAGUCGUAGUUCAUUUGUUAUUGAACAUCAGAGAAUUCACACUGGUGAGAGGCCCUAUGAGUGUAAUUACUGUGGAAAAACCUUUAGUGUGAGUUCUACCCUUAUUAGACAUCAGAGAAUCCACACUGGAGAAAGGCCCUAUCAGUGUAAUCAGUGUAAACAGAGUUUCAGCCAGAGAAGGAGCCUUGUUAAACACCAAAGGAUUCAUACAGGUGAGAAACCCCAUAAAUGUAGUGACUGUGGGAAAGCAUUCAGUUGGAAGUCACACCUUAUUGAGCAUCAAAGAACUCACACUGGUGAGAAACCCUAUCACUGUACCAAAUGCAAGAAAAGCUUUAGUAGAAAUUCACUGCUUGUUGAACAUCAGAGAAUUCACACUGGGGAAAGACCCCAUAAAUGUGGUGAAUGUGGAAAAGCCUUUAGGUUAAGUACAUACCUUAUACAACACCAAAAAAUCCACACUGGUGAGAAACCUUUUCUUUGUAUUGAAUGUGGAAAAAGCUUCAGUCGGAGUUCAUUCCUUAUUGAACAUCAGAGGAUCCAUACAGGUGAACGACCUUAUCAGUGCAAAGAAUGUGGGAAAUGUUUCAGUCAACUUUGCAACCUCACUCGUCAUCAGAGAAUUCACACAGGACACAAGCCUCAUAAAUGUGAGGAAUGUGGAAAAGCCUUUAGUAGAAGCUCAGGUCUUAUUCAGCAUCAGCGAAUCCACACUAGGGAGAAGAUUUAUCCAUACAAUGAAACUAAGGAAAGUUUUGAUCCAAACUGCAGUCUUAUUAUACAGCAAGAGGUCUACCCUAAGGAAAAAUCUUACAAAUGUGAUGAAUGUGGAAAAACUUUUAGUGUCAGUGCUCACCUUGUACAACAUCAAAGAAUCCAUACUGGUGAAAAGCCCUACUUAUGUACUGUUUGUGGGAAAAGCUUCAGUCGAAGCUCUUUUCUUAUAGAACAUCAGAGAAUCCACACUGGUGAGAGACCUUAUCUGUGCAGACAGUGUGGCAAAAGUUUUAGUCAACUUUGUAAUCUCAUCCGACAUCAGGGUGUUCACACAGGUAAUAAGCCUCAUAAAUGUGAGGAAUGUGGAAAGGCCUUUAGCCGAAACUCAGGUCUUACACAACAUCAGAGAAUACAUACAGGAGAAAAACCUUACAAGUGUGAGAAAUGUGACAAAAGUUUCAGUCAGCAGCGCAGCCUUGUCAACCACCAGAAGAUCCACGCAGAGGUCAAAACCCAAGAAACGUAUGAAUGUGAUGCUUGUGGUGAAGCCUUUGAUUGCCAUAUUUCUCUUAUUCAGCAUCAAAAAUUGCAUACUGCAUGGAUGCAAUAAAAUGUGGAAAAAUAGGCUCAAUUUGAGACUAGCUACCCAAGUGCAGUUUUAGUAUGAUUAAAUGUGGAUUAGAUUUAAUGGUAAAUUGUCCUUGACCUCAAGCAAAUGGUUUCUAAAGAUCUUGUGAAUAGUAGACAAUUGCCCAUGGGCAAUUGACUUCCAACUUUUGUUUUCAUGAUCAUAGAGAAAGACUAAUUUACAUAAACAUCUUAAGCAAAGCAUGUGGAAGUACUCUGAAGGACAAAGUUGAGUUAGUACAAGGGAACUGGGAGCAAAAGGCACUGAUGUUAAAAACUGAAUCUUAUGCCACCAUCUCAUGGUGGUCCUUGCAGUUCUAUGAUAAUG